Messenger RNA from Tripterygium wilfordii, 1994 nucleotides. RefSeq lists its product as uncharacterized. The coding region runs from base 110 to 1678 and encodes 522 amino acids. The record is from RefSeq and is a predicted model, not a curated record. Gene Ontology annotation, cellular component: membrane. Gene Ontology annotation, biological process: transmembrane transport. The transcript is spliced from 3 exons. Lineage: Eukaryota; Viridiplantae; Streptophyta; Magnoliopsida; Celastrales; Celastraceae. Gene Ontology annotation, molecular function: transmembrane transporter activity.
AAACCUCGAUUUAAACUAUUAGUAGGAGUUGCGUUUGCUUACGACAGAAGCAGAACAGAAAGGGGAAAGAGAGAAUCGCAGGACAUAGAGAAGAUAAGCACAUACAGCCAUGAAGCCGGAGACGGUGACUCUGGUUCUGGUAAACGUGGCCGCGAUCAUGGAGAGGGCCGAUGAGUCUUUGCUUCCUGGAGUCUACAAAGAGGUGGGUGCGGCGCUGCACGCGGACCCGACUAGGCUUGGCACCUUGACCUUGUUCAGAUCCAUUGUACAGGCCUCUUGCUAUCCUCUCGCGGCUUACUUGGCUGUGCGACACAAUCGUGCCCACGUUAUCGCUCUUGGUGCUUUGCUCUGGGCUGCCGCCACUUUCCUCGUUGCUUUCUCUUCCACUUUCUUGGAGGUGGCUAUCUCUAGGGCAUUAAAUGGGAUUGGUCUUGCAAUAGUCGCACCUGCAAUCCAGUCUCUUGUUGCUGACUCAACUAGUGAUAACAAUCGUGGUAUGGCCUUUGGAUGGCUGCAGUUAACAGGCAACUUUGGUUCAAUAAUUGGUGGGCUCUGUUCAGUAUUGAUUGCUCCAAUAACACUCAUGGGAAUCCCUGGCUGGAGGAUUUCGUUCCAUAUUGUUGGUCUGAUAAGUGUGGUAGUUGGUAUCUUAGUCUACCUCUUCGCAAAUGAUCCACACUUUUCAGAUAAUAAUAAAAGAGUUGCCGAUCAAGUCCCAAGCAUAUCCUUUUCAUCAGAAGUGAAGAACCUGGUCCAGGAAGCCAAGUCAGUCAUAAAAAUUCCAUCUUUCCAGAUUAUAGUGGCCCAGGGUGUCACAGGUUCCUUUCCCUGGUCUGCCUUAUCAUUUGCACCCAUGUGGUUAGAACUCAUAGGAUUCUCCCAUGGGAAAACUGCAGUCCUCAUGGCAUUGUUUGUGAUUGCUGGUUCCUUUGGAGGUCUCUUUGGGGGUAGGAUGGGUGAUAUUCUCUCCAUGCGUUUCCCACACUCUGGACGGAUAAUGCUGGCACAGAUAAGUUCAGCAUCAGCCAUCCCUCUGGCAGCAAUGCUUCUGCUGGUUUUACCUGAUGAUCCAUCCACAUCUGUGCUGCAUGGUUUAGUCUUGAUGAUCACAGGGUUCUUCAUAUCCUGGAAUGCUCCAGCUACAAACAAUCCAAUUUUUGCAGAAAUUGUUCCUGAGAAAUCUCGGACGAGUGUCUAUGCUUUGGAUCGAUCUUUUGAGUCGAUAUUAUCAUCAUUUGCUCCUCCGGUUGUUGGAAUACUGGCUCAACACGUUUAUGGUUAUAAACCUAUUCCUAAUGGAUCCAGUGAAUCUGAGGAGAUUGCCACAGAUAGAGGGAAUGCUGCCUCUUUGGCUAAGGCACUGUAUGUAGCGAUUGGAAUUCCAAUGGCUCUGUGCUGUCUCAUCUACUCAUUCCUUUAUCGUACCUAUCCAAGAGACAGGGAACGAGCUCAAAUGGAAGCAUUAAUAGGAUCAGAGAUGGAACAGAUAUUGUCAGAUGACUCACCUGUGGAAGAAGAAUACUCUCGAGUUCGGUUUCUUGAACAAGGAGAAGCAUAUGUUAAAGAAAGAAGCAUCAAUGAAAUGUAUUAUGAAGGAGAGUAUGACCUUGAUCCUGAUGACAUUGAUGAGAAGACAAUGCUUCAUCGCGAGUUGACACUUAGAAAUUUAGGUGAAUAGCCGUAGAUGGUUUUUGUUUCUGAUAUGGUCAACAUUUUCCACUUUGAUGGAUUCAACCCUGACUAUGUAGAUCUGGAUUUCUCACUGCAUGGCUGCUCUACGCUAGACCGGCUUUGCUCAUACUCUUAUUUGGCAUUUGAACAUGUGGGAAUUCAGAGGAUCUCCUUGGAAAAGUAACUUUAUUAUAAACACAUUACUGUGUAAUACAGUGUACAGAAACCUUUCUUGUACAAAAUUUGAAUGACUGAGAAAAUUUGCUAAACCAUAGCAAAAGAAAGCAGAUACACCAAGUAUCUGCUUUCUUUUGUAUUUCCAA